Messenger RNA from Centrocercus urophasianus (Greater sage-grouse), 891 nucleotides. RefSeq names its product olfactory receptor 5B12-like. The record is from RefSeq and is a predicted model, not a curated record. Gene Ontology annotation, cellular component: membrane. Gene Ontology annotation, molecular function: olfactory receptor activity; odorant binding; G protein-coupled receptor activity. Gene Ontology annotation, biological process: G protein-coupled receptor signaling pathway; sensory perception of smell. Lineage: Eukaryota; Metazoa; Chordata; Aves; Galliformes; Phasianidae.
AUGCCCAGGAGGAGUAUCAUCAGUGAGGAGCUGAGAAUGUCAGCCCCAAUAAGAGGUCUGCAGGAAGUGCUCCUUGUGGUGUUCCUCAUCAUGUACCUCAGCAAUCUAAUGGGAAAUGUGGGAAUGAUCCUCUUAAUCAACUGCAAACCCAGGCUGCACACCCCCAUGUACUUCUUCCUAAGCCACCUUUCCCUCCUGGACAUCAGCUUCUCCAGCAUCACCCCAAAGUUCUUCCUUAGUGUCCUGACAGGGAGCAGAACCAUCUCCUAGGGUUGUCUCACUUAGUUUUACUUCUACGUCAUGUUUGGCACAGCAGAAGCCUUCCUCCUGGCUGCCAUGGCAUAUGACCGCUAUGUGGUCACCUGCAACCCAUUCCAGUACACAUUGGUGAUGUCCCAGGGAUUGUGCCUGUGCCUGGUGGCCAGCUGCUAUGCUGCAGGGGACUUCAACUCCACUGUGCACACAGUAGCCAUGCUUCACCUCUCCUUCUGUGCCUCCCACCACCUGGACCACUUCUACCAUGAAUGGCCACUGCUCUUUGUCCUCUCAUGCUCUGACACCAGCAUCAGUAAUGUCCUGAUGCUCAUCUUUGUCAGCUACGUGGAGGGCACGGCUACCAGCACGGCUAACCUGCUGUCCUAUGGCCUCAUUCUGGCUGUCGUGCUGCAGACCCGCUCCCCCAGGACCUGGCAUAAGGCCUUCUGCACCUGCACCUCCCACCUCUCAGUCACUCUCCUCUUCUACGGGGCUAUCACCUUCAUGUACAUGCGGCCUGGAGCCAGGAGAUCAAUCAAGCUGGACAAAGUGGCUUCCAUCUUCUACACUGCAGUCACCCCCAUGCUCAACUCCUUUGUCUACAGCCUAAGGAACAAAGAGGUGAGGGCUGCCUGA